Molecule: messenger RNA, 2471 nt
Organism: Cottoperca gobio
Lineage: Eukaryota; Metazoa; Chordata; Actinopteri; Perciformes; Bovichtidae
Gene: slu7
Product: SLU7 homolog, splicing factor
Exons: 15
Coding region: 168-1886 (572 amino acids)
Biological process (GO): mRNA splicing, via spliceosome
Cellular component (GO): spliceosomal complex
Molecular function (GO): pre-mRNA 3'-splice site binding
Source: RefSeq, a predicted model, not a curated record
AGAAAGGACGUGACGUAGAGGUAGUUGAUGUAAAAUGGCGACCAUCGUAUGUUAGUCAAAACAUAACGGAGGAGCUCAAACAAACAGCAAGAUACAGAGGAAAAUACCGUUUUACCGGACAAAGAUCAACCACUGUGUUAUUUGUUGGGUCUUAACAAGGUUCAGCCAUGGCCGAGGCCGAGGAGGCAACCGUUGGCGUGAGCCCGGAGGGGGUCGUGGGGCUGGAUGAGCCCAAGAAGAUGACCAGGGAGGACUGGAGGAAGAAGAAGGAGCUGGAGGAGCAGAGGAAGCUCGGAAACGCUCCAGCUGAGGUGGACGAGGAGGGGAAGGACAUAAACCCUCACAUCCCACAGUAUAUUUCAUCGGUGCCAUGGUACAUCGACCCAUCCAAAAGGCCCACACUAAAGCAUCAGAGACCACAGGAUGAAAUUGAAGCGCAAUACUCAACCAUUGGAGAGUGGUACAAGAGAGGAGUGCAACAGACUGCUGUCACCACUAAAUUUCGUAAGGGAUCUUGUGAGAACUGUGGUGCCAUGACACACAAGAAGAAGGACUGCUUGGAGCGACCCAGAAAAGUUGGGGCGAAGUACACCGGCACCGGCAUAGCUCCAGAUGAACACAGUCAGGUACAGCUGGACCUGGACUACGAUGGGAAGCGAGAUCGCUGGAACGGGUAUAACCCUGAGGAUCACCAUCGCAUCGUGGAAGAGUACGCCAAAGUAGAUGUGGCCAAAAGGACACUGAAGGCCCAGAAGCUUCAGGAUGAGUUGGCCUCUGGAAAACUGGACCAAAGUGAGCGGGAACACGACAGUGAGGAUGAGGAUGAAGAUAAAUAUGCAGAUGACAUCGACAUGCCCGGUCAGAACUUUGACUCCAAGAGACGAAUCACUGUUAGGAAUCUGCGUAUCAGAGAAGACACGGCUAAGUAUUUGAGGAAUAUGGAUCCAAAUUCAGCCUAUUAUGAUCCAAAGACUCGAGCUAUGAGGGAGAACCCGUACUCCAACACUGGCAUGAACCCCGACGAGGUGGGAUAUGCUGGAGACAAUUUUGCUCGCUAUAGUGGGGCCACCAUCACCAUGGCUCAAACACAAUUGUUUGCCUGGGAGGCCUACGAGAGAGGCUCUGAGGUGCAUCUGCAGGCCGACCCCACUAAGCUGGAGCUGCUCCACCGGUCCUUCAAGGUCAAGAAGGAGGACUUUAAGGAGAAACAGAGGGAUGGUAUUCUAGAGAAGUAUGGAGGUGAAGAGCACUUGGAUGCACCGCCGCGGGAGCUUCUCUUGGCCCAGACCGAAGACUACGUGGAGUACUCUCGUCACGGCGCUGUACUGAAAGGGCUUGAGAAGGCCGUGGCUCGCUCCAAGUAUGAGGAGGACGUGCUCAUCAACAACCACACUUGUAUUUGGGGCUCCUUCUGGAACGAUGGCUUCUGGGGAUUCAAGUGUUGCCACUCCAUGGUCAAACAGAGUUACUGCACAGGAGAUACUGGAAUUGAAAUAAACAACACGGACUGUGUCCCAUUCGAAGAGGGACUGGUGGAGCUGCAGGAGGAGGAGGAAGAAGAAGAAGAGCCCAAGACUCUGCUGGAAAUGCAUCGAGAUAAGAUGAUGAAAGAAAAGAAGAAGAAAAAGAAGAAGAAGAACAAGAAACACAGUUCUGACGGCAACGAUUCAGAGGACGAAGAGAAGAAGAAGGAGAAGCUGAAGAAGGCACUUGAAGCAGAGGACAAGCGGGUGAAGCACGUAGAAGCAAUAAUGCUGUUGGAGGAGAGGAAGAGGCCGUACACCAGCUUGCAGGAAGUAAAGGCGCCCACUGAGGAGGAGAUGGAGGCCUUCCGCAUGAAACGCUGCCGUGAGGAUGAUCCCAUGGCUUCCUUCCUCGGACAGUGACCUGCUGACUCCGCUCAACUCUCCCCAAGGACUCUUACCAGAGCUGCUGCUCGGUGAAAAAAAAUCAGACUCAAAAAAUUCAACUUUCAUCUUGUAGACUUACAGCAGGAGCCUUCUGUUUGGUUACAAAUGUUUGUUAAUGGUGUUUUGUUCAUUUCAUUUUUAAAUACUUUUUGUUUUGGAUGCCGCAGGUUGACAGACCAUAGGACAAUAUUGAUAAAUGCUUUUGUUCCAUGUGUAAUAAUUGCAGUUUUCUUAGAUUUGGGAGCCUCAACAGUAAUUUGAGGAACGUAACUACUAUUAGUAGGAUUAAUGCAUCAUUUUAUAAUAAAAUAUAUGUUUGCCUAAAUACUUUGUCUUGUGUAAAAAGUUAAAGUUUUUAUUGUAUGCACAUCAUUGUCAAUGUUAUAUUAGCCAUAUGAAAUAUUGAUCCUCUUUUCAGAGGUUAGUAAUGUAUGUUUCUUACAGAUUCUAAUGAUUGCUCUCUUGACUUACAAGGAGUACAGCUUGUUGGCUGCAGUUGAUUGAUGUGUGAAUUCUGUGCUUUUUACAUUUCUACAUAAAAAGCAUUGGAAUUGCAUUGGA